GAAUACCCGUCCAUCAAGGUCAGAACAGUGGUAGUUUACUUAAUUAGACAAAGAACGCGCAGUAAGGCACUGGACUUGUAAGAAACAAUACCACGAAAAAUAACACCAGAGUAACGAAUUGAAAGGAAUUAGCUUGACGCUGUAUGAACACGACGAUGAUUUUGAUAAGUGCUGUACAUCUAUAUGUGUUUUGCCUAUUCAUUUCACGUAUAUUGGGUACACCACUAAAUCAAAAUAAAACACAGUCAUUGGACAUUCAAGUCAAGAGUACUCCAUCAAUAAUUAAGUCAAUAAAUGAUAAAAUUUCAUCCAUACAACCGGCAGAUCUGUUUUAUCGAACAUUCUCCAACUUCACUGUACAACAAACCAAUAGCUCAGCAUGUAGAAUUCAAACAGGUUUAUAUAUUACUCACUUGAAAAAUAAUUCUUAUUGGGCGUCUAAAAUGUCAGAUUCAUGGUACAAAUAUCCAAGUGGUGUUCUUUCUGGUAGUAUUUACCAAAUGGGCGUUUAUGACGAAUGUGUUGAUGUUCAAUAUCCAGUUCAAGGCCAAUAUUGUAUCACAGAUAUUCAAUUAAAUUCCACAUUAACGAAUAAAAAUUAUAAGUUUAUUGAACCUGAAAAAAUCAAUACUUGGGAUAAUUCUUGGCAUAAAAUAUUAGGGUGGGUUGAUUACCAAGAUCAAAUUCCUAGGAACCUUAUGAAAUUUGGUAUUUGUAUUCCAGCAUCUUGCUCAGCCAUUGAUUUACAAAAAUCAUUACAAUUGAAAUUAGAUGAAAAUUUUCUUCCUGAACAUAUCAAAGCUAUCGCUUCAGUUAACCCGAUUUUAUGCUCUACAAAAAAAGAUUUGUAUCCCGUCAAUAAUGGUUAUUACAUCACCUGGACUGCUUUUAGUCUUAUAUUUUUUGUUUGCUGUUGUGCUACAUUUUAUCAUCUGAAAAAGUUGUUCAAACGUCAAGAAAAUAAAAAUAAAAAUAUUGAUGACGGGAUUUACCUUUCAUUCUCUAUUAUAAAAAAUUGCAAGGACCUAUUGACAUACGAUAAAGAUAAUGAAUUGAAUUUACUAAACGGCUUUAAAGUUUUAGUAAUGAUAUUUGUAUUAUUUGGACAUCGGUUUUUAAAUACUGCAGCGACUCCUUUUUCUUAUCCGGAAAAAUUGGAACUAUUAUAUAAUAUUCCUCUUUUGACAACUAGUAUGAAUUUAGUAGAUCCGUUUUUUUUUAUGAGUGGAUUUUUAACAUAUAUAGUACUUAUACCAGUAUUUAAAACUGAAAGACCAUUGUGGAUGAAAUUAUUUAUGCCAUUAGUUUACCGAAUUUUAAGAAUGAUGCCAUCAUAUAUUGCCGUUAUGGCAUUUACCGCUUUUAUAUUACCACAUUUCGGAAAUGGACCUCUCUGGCAACAAAAAACUUGGCAUGAAGCAGAUAAUUGUAAAGAAAACUGGUGGUCAAACUUAUUAUACAUCAGCAACUUUAUAGACUUCAAAUAUCAGUGUCUUAUAGCAAGUUGGUACAUCUCAUGUGAUUUACAAUUUUACAUAGGUGGUAUACUAAUAGCUUAUUUAUAUACGAGAAAUCAUAAGUUAGGUUUUGGAACACUUGGAGUGAUUUUAACUUUGUCUUUGAUAAUGCCUAUUUAUGUAACAUACACACAAAAAUUAGAUGGUUUACUUAAAGUAGAUGUGCCAUUUUUACUCAACCCAAGAAAUUCAGUUACCUUUGAUAAAGCCUACAGACCUAGUUAUUUGAGAGCUACACCAUAUUUGAUAGGUUUGGCCAUGGCCUUUAUCAUAGAAAAAAUAAAAGAAUCAAAAUUUAAAAUGUCCUAUAAUGUAGUUUAUGUUGGCACAUUUAUAGUCUCAGUUGUUUCAUUGUUGGUUCAAUUUUAUGGCGCAAAAUUUUACCAAAGAAACAGAUCAUAUGACCCAUUGGAAAAUGCUUUUUAUGCUAGUAUUAGUCAUUGCACUUGGGCUUUAAUAGGAUGUUGGAUGGUCUUUUGCCAUUUUACUACGGGUUAUGGUCCGUUGACAAAAUUAUUGAGCAACCGUUUUGUUGUUGUAAUGGGAAGGCUUUCGUAUUGUGUAUAUUUGGUUAAUUUAACUGUCAUGAUCAUAUCAACUGGUUCAGAGAGAACACCUGUUCACGCCUCAUUUACAACUUUGAUAAAUAGUUGGAUGUAUGACGCAUUAAAAAGUUAUUUAGUUGCUGCAUUAUUACACUUGAUUAUUGAUGCACCAAUUUCAGAUUUAAUAAGAAUAGCAUUUGGAAGAAAAAAAAAACAAUCUUCAGAGCAAAGAUAGAUAAAGUACAAAUUCAAAAUGAAUCUUAAAGGAACUCUCAGCACUGAAUCAAAUACAGUUAACCCAAUUUGACUGUAAAAAUGAUUUAUUACUAGAAUCGAAAAUUAGAUUAAUUUUCACACUAGUUGAAUAGUGUUAAAUAAUAUGGUUAGCUUAUUAUGUUAAGUUAACUUAUUUACCUACAUGUAAUAUAAAAUAAAAAUUAAAAACCUUUA
This is a messenger RNA of Daktulosphaira vitifoliae (grape phylloxera), 2512 nucleotides long. RefSeq names its product nose resistant to fluoxetine protein 6-like. Lineage: Eukaryota; Metazoa; Arthropoda; Insecta; Hemiptera; Phylloxeridae. Bases 144 to 2297 code for a protein of 717 amino acids. Gene Ontology annotation, molecular function: acyltransferase activity, transferring groups other than amino-acyl groups. The record is from RefSeq and is a predicted model, not a curated record. The transcript has 13 exons.